CAUCUUGCAGUGUGUGUAACUGAGAUCAUGGAAGAUGUCAAUUGAAAUGUGGUAAGAACACCAGUGACACUCGACUAUCACCUUGUGUGCCACUUUUUUUUUCUUAUCGCAUUUUGUGGUCAUCUUUGAUCUAUUUACUGAACAGACACACAGCAAUAUGGAAUCUUUUUGUUAAUCUCAAAAUAAGUUUCCCUUUCCUAAAGAAAAGUGAAAAUAGUUUUUUUAAAAAUACAUGUAUAUGCUUUUCUGUGAUAGGGGCUACUCUAGUCUGAUGCAGUUGAAAGGGAAAAUUGGCUUAAAUACAAAAUACUAGGGUUGAGCAUAGGGAGGGAGGAGAGGGAGGAUGCAUAAAUUAUGUUCCUUAUUCUUUGAUAAUCAACUUGUAAUUUCUUUGUGCAAUAACAGUACACUGCCGAAACAAAUGAGAAUUGAGAGGGAUAUAUCAAUUAUAGACUACGAGUAGUCCCUCUUUUGCUUAGUCCGUUGUGUGUGUUGUGUGUGUGAUAUUAAACCGUGAGAAAAAAAAAAGGCACAUGAAAUCCUGAGGGUGAGACGCGCGUUAAAGGAGGUGGUAGUCCCUCCUCUUGCAUGCUUGUUGCCCUCAAGAGUUCGCAUAGCCAUUUUUUUCUCAUGGUUUUCUUUCACGUCACACGAAGGAGUAAGCAAAAGAGGGACUACACGUAGUCUAUAUCAAUUAUGGGACACAAUUCUUAAUAAUUUAUAUCACCAUGAUAGAAAAAAAAAUCUUGGAAUUUUGGAAAAUGGUCAGCAAUAUUAUGUUUUAGACAGCUUAUUGUCGAUUCAAAGGCUUGUUCUUAUAAAGAUAUAGAUCAACAAGUUGUCACUGUAACUACAUCUGCGUGUACGCAUUGUCGACCUAUUUUUGCUCUUGGGAACAGCGAGCAUUGUGGGUAUAUCCGUGAAACAUGACUCAGGAAGAGUUCGCGUGACAAACAGAAAGAGGGUACAGCUAACCUGUUAGACCUUUGUGAAACCUCGUCGGAAACAUGGAAAACAAACCGCCAGAUUGGUCAACACUGAUAAACCAGAAAGGAGAAUUCGUUCGAACGCCGUCUUCUUUUCGUAACUGGGUGACGGCCGAUGGAUCUAGCGGUUUUGCAGCCGAACCAAAUCGAUAUCACCUGUACGUGUCGCUUGCCUGUCCUUGGGCGCAUCGCACUCUAAUAGUGCGAAAACUCAAAGGCUUGGAAGAUGUUAUUUCUUUCACAGUUGUCGACUGGUUCCUCGGUGAUGAGGGAUGGUCUUUUACAGACAGCAAGCCAAAAUGCACCCUGGAUACAGUAAAUGGAUGUCGUUUGCUCAGGGAGGUGUACCAAAUCUCUGAACCCGGGUAUACAGGGAGGGUCUCGGUUCCUGUUUUGUGGGACAAGCAGAAGAAGACGGUCGUAAACAACGAAUCCAGUGAGAUUAUCCGGAUGCUUAACAAGGAAUUCAACGCGUUUUGUGCCACAGAAGAGCAGAAGAAACUGGAUUUGUAUCCUGAUCACCUGAAGGAUAAGAUCGAAGAGCUCAACGGCUGGAUUUAUCCAAACAUCAAUAAUGGUGUUUACCGUUCAGGAUUUGCCACAUCACAGGAGGCAUAUGACAGUGCAGUGAAAGACGUCUUCAAUGCCCUUGACAAGGUAGAAGCUAUCUUGUCUAAGUCACGUUACCUGACUGGUAACACCAUCACAGAGGCUGAUGUCCGUCUCUUCACCACCCUUGUCAGAUUUGAUAUGGUUUAUGUUGGACACUUCAAGUGUAACAAAAAGCGCAUUAUGGACUGUCCAAACAUGUGGGGAUAUCUUCGAGAUCUGUACCAGACAAGUGGGAUUGGUGAGACUGUGGAUCCUGAACAUAUUCAAAAGCAUUACCAGCAAAGUCACUUGAAGAUUAACCCAUAUGGUAUUGUGGCCAUUGGACCAGAUUUGGACUUCAACAAGCCUCAUGGUCGACAGUAACAGUCACUCAACAGUUACAAUUUUGUGGUUAGGAACAGAGUGUACAACUGCAAGUUUGUACAGAUAUUUGAAAGUUGGGAAGAAGAACUUGUUUUCAGAACGAUGCUGCAAAUUUUGUAAUUUUUUUCUCUUUUUCACAUAUUUUAGGAAUUUGCAUUUCGUAACCACCUACCUUUUAUUUAUAUUUUUUAAAUUUUUAGUCAUACAUGCUCCACAGGGUGUUAAUUAAAGUGUUAAAUUUUAAUGGUAUAAAUAAAGGUGAUUGACUGAUU
Orbicella faveolata is the source of this 2233-nucleotide messenger RNA. RefSeq lists its product as uncharacterized. NCBI's taxonomy places the organism in Eukaryota, Metazoa, Cnidaria, Anthozoa, Scleractinia, Merulinidae. Gene Ontology annotation, molecular function: glutathione transferase activity. The record is from RefSeq and is a predicted model, not a curated record. Gene Ontology annotation, cellular component: cytoplasm.